Messenger RNA from Calypte anna (Anna's hummingbird), 3969 nucleotides. It is a transcript of the gene NECTIN3, whose product is annotated as nectin cell adhesion molecule 3. The record is from RefSeq and is a predicted model, not a curated record. Gene Ontology annotation, biological process: symbiont entry into host cell; heterophilic cell-cell adhesion; homophilic cell-cell adhesion. The transcript has 6 exons. Bases 34 to 1761 code for a protein of 575 amino acids. Gene Ontology annotation, cellular component: adherens junction; apical junction complex. NCBI's taxonomy places the organism in Eukaryota, Metazoa, Chordata, Aves, Apodiformes, Trochilidae.
GUAGCGGCGGCGAUUGGGAGCCAAGCCCGGAGCAUGGCAGGGGCCGAAGCCGCUGCGGAGGCUGCGGCUGGUUUCCCCUCUUCGCCGGCUCCUCCCGCCCGCCGGGAACUUUUUUCAGCGGCCGGCGGCGGUGCUUCCCUCCGGUGGUGGUGGCAGCGACGGAGGCAGCAGCAGCGGCGGCGGCGGCGGCUCCGCUUGGCGGUGCCUCCCGGGCCGGGUCUGGGUCUGCUGGGGCUGGUUUUCUCUCGCUUCUGCUGCAGUGCCUUAGCUGAACCAAUUGUUGAUCCACAUGUGACAGCAGUUUGGGGGAAGAAGGUUGCACUGAAAUGCAUUAUUGAUGUAAAUGAAACAAUAACACAAGUUUCUUGGGAGAAGAUACAUGGUAAAAGUUCACAGACUAUUGCUGUUCAUCAUCCUGAAUAUGGAAUAUCUGUUCAAGGAGAAUACCAAGGAAGAGUGUCAUUUAAAAACUACUCGCUUACUGAUGCAACAAUCAUCUUAAAAAAUGUAAGCUUUUCUGAUGCAGGAGAAUAUAUUUGCAAGGCAGUUACAUUCCCACUUGGAAAUGCAGCAUCAUCAACAACUGUCACAGUACUAGUUGAGCCUGUUGUUAGUUUAACAAAAGGACCAGUCCCUCUAAUAGAUGGUGCAAAUCGGACAAUAGCAGCGACUUGUACAGCAGCCACUGGAAAACCAGCUGCAGAGAUUGACUGGGAAGGAGGCCUUGGUGAAAUGGAAUCCAGCUCUAUUUUGUUUCCAAAUGAAACGGUGACAGUCAUAAGUCAGUAUAUGAUUGUCCCUACAAGAUUUGCUAGAGGAAGACACAUAACUUGUAUUGUGAGGCACCCUGCUUUGGAAAAGGAGAUACGAUACCCUCAUGUGUUGGACAUACAGUAUGCCCCAGAAGUUUCUGUAACUGGCUAUGAUGGAAACUGGUUCAUUGGAAGAGAGAAUGUUCAGCUCAGAUGCAAUGCUGAUGCAAAUCCGUUACCUAUGGAAUUUAUGUGGACCAGAUUGGAUGGACAGUGGCCUGAAGGACUGCUGUCAGUCAACAAUACUCUGCAGUUCAGCAGCCCAUUGACUUACAACUACACUGGGACUUACAUCUGUAAAGUGACUAAUUCCCUUGGUCAGAGAAGUGAUCAGAAGACUAUCUACAUAUUAGAUCCUCCUACUACUACCACUCGACUGCCCACGAUUCCCUGGCAUCCUUCGACUGAUGGCACCACAGGUUUAGCAACAGAACCUAGAAUAAUAAAUUUCCCAACAUCAACCUUGCCAGCAAUGCAGGAAGACACUUGGGGUACCGUCAUCGGUAGUGCGGUGGGUGGGGCUCUCUUCCUCAUACUUGUCAGUGUCCUUGUUGGAAUUAUCUGCUAUAGGAGAAGACGGACGUUCCGUGGUGACUACUUUGCUAAGAACUACAUUCCACCAUCAGAUAUGCAAAAAGAGUCUCAAAUAGAUGUCCUUCAGUCAGAUGAUGUGGAUUCUUACCCUGACAGUGUAAAAAAAGAAAUAAAGCAUCCAAUGAACAGUUUAAUAUCUAAAGAUUAUUUAGUAGAAGACCCUGAAAAACCAGAGUGGAACAAUAUAGACAAUAUUAACAGGUACCAGGAACGUUAUGAAAGACCAAUGGAUUACUAUGAAGGUGGAACAUUGGGAAUGAAAUACAUGGGUGGUGACUGUUAUGAUGACAAUGAAGAAGACUUUGUUUCUCACAUAGAUGGCUCGGUAAUAUCUCGGAGGGAGUGGUAUGUGUAGUAACCACUGAAAGCUAAAUCUGUACCUACAGUUGAUUUCAUUGGUAAUCACUUUCAGAUUGUUUAUACUUACACAAGAAGAGGAAUAAACUUUUUGAAACUGAUUUUUUUUUGAAGGUUUUUAUAUUGUGACUUGACAAAUGGAAAUACUGAAUUUGGGGAAAUGUAUCUGAGCUGCUUUUUUCCCCCAAUGCUGUACUACUGUUUAAGAUUUGAGUUUUAGUGCAGAGUGCUUAUAUUGGUCUAUUUCAGAGGUAAAAAAGGCUAAAUUUAAAGUUGCCAUUCAGAACUGUUUCAGAAAAAGUGACUAUCUUGGCUCUCUGAUGUAAAAAGGCGUUUACCUAAGGCAGUGAGCAAACAGAAUAUCUUGGGGCAUUUGCUUGGCAGAUUAAGUGAAUUAAUGCAAGCUAGAUACCAUCCAUGGUAAACUUAAUGCUUCUGUAUAGCAAAUACUUUCCCAAUUAAAAUGAGUUACAGCAGAAUAAAAGCUUUAUUUUUAGUUUUUUCUGCACAAAAAUGAAUACCUCUUAGCAUUUUAAUGAGCCUUCUUGUAACUAUGUACUUAAAAGAAGUCAUUGCACUGAAAGUAACUGACAAGAUUUUGAGAAAUAACUGUGUAAACAGGUCAAAGUCUUGUCUUUGAAUAAGAUUUAAAACUAUUUUUUAUAGAAAUGGAUUUCUAAAGCUUACACUAGUGUGUGCGUAUAUACAUACAGCGAGGUAUUUUUGUUAGGCCCGUGACAGGAGGUCAAAACUUACUGAUGAAUACAAGGCUCUUUUUGCAAGUACACAGGGUACAAUUUUAGAGACCCAUUUCCGAAGCUUUGUAGGAAUCUUACCGUUGAAUAGGAAAGCUGGAGAAUUGGACACAACUAGGAAGAAAACUCUUAAUAGGUAUGUAAGCUGGAGGCUAAUGCAAACUUGCAUAUUUUCCCAGGUGCCAAUAACCAUUAAGCAUGCUAAGAGGUGUCAAAGCAUUUACUAGAAUUUUUAUGGCAAGAAGUUAAAACAGCGGUUUUACGCUGCUUCUGAAUAAGUUACAAUACUUGCUUUGAAGAGAGUAACUGGGGUUUCAGAUUAUAAGUAUGGGAGUGCACACCUGCAUUGCUUCUUCAUAUUGUGAAAACUCUCCCUGGUGGUGCAAUUUACAGAAUCUAUGAACUGGAGUUGAGAAAUUGUGCAGUCUCUCUUGCAGUUUUCCCUGCAAAUAAUCCAUACUGAUAUAACAACGUGGCUGUGUUGUCUAAAAUGACAUUGUAUACAGGAUAUCUUGACACCUGAAGUAGUUCUACUUUGUCUUGAGCAGGUUCACCAAAAUAAUUCUGCUGAUUAUGUAGGGGGAGGAAUGAAGUAGCUUCAUAUGACUUAAGAGAACAAUGAUAAAUUCGUAACUAGAAUGGUAAAUCCUCUGAAGUGCAAUUUGUAAAAUAUUUAGCUCAAGAAAAUGAAGCUGAUAAGGCUAUUAGUAUUUGAAACCUGAAAUGGGAGAGAUCUCUGCUGCCUUUUGAAAUAGGCUGCAUAAUUGUGGCUGCUUCAUGAGCAUUCAUGCUGGAAGUUCUUUUCUAUGCUCGUGACCUUCAGUAGCUUUCAACAUUUAGAGCUUCUCAAAAGUAGUUGCAUUGAGCUUUGUAGACAAGACACUGUGAUUGCAUAUGACUGCAUGUUUUUAAAAAAAAAAAAAAUUAAGACAGUGGCUUUAUUUGAAAUUCAAAUGGAAAAGCACCCCUAAACAACUCAAGUUCCUUUGGAUUAGUGGAGUACUGAUACAGGAUUGACCAAAGUCUGAAGAACAAUUGCAAAUGAGGUUGUGUGUAUCUAUAGUUAGAGUGUAAACACUAAGGAAGGAGUUAAAUUUCUAGCAGAAGGUUGUAAUCCAAAUUAUUCUGGAAUAGAGAGCUCAUACCUCUCUUCAAAUAAAAAUACUUGAUAUAUCAUCUUUAAAAGAUGGUGUUACCUGGAAAUAAAUAUAACCAUAAACCUGUUCUCCACAUGGGAUAUCUUGCUUUUGUCUCUGUGGAUUUUUUGUUUUGAUUUUUAGAAAAAUAUAUAUAUUUAAUUCCUAUUGGUUAAGAAGUUGAAAUGUUUUGAAGUUGAUAAUAGAGAUAGGUCUUACGUGUGUUGCAAUGUUUUGUACAUUAUGUCUGCUGUAAAAAGAAUUGAUUGUAAGUACAAAUGGCUGUUGUGUGAAUAAAAUUUUUGUUAACAUUCU